This is a messenger RNA of Marmota flaviventris (yellow-bellied marmot), 4562 nucleotides long. It is a transcript of the gene Sec31b, whose product is annotated as SEC31 homolog B, COPII coat complex component. Gene Ontology annotation, biological process: endoplasmic reticulum organization; endoplasmic reticulum to Golgi vesicle-mediated transport; COPII-coated vesicle cargo loading. The record is from RefSeq and is a predicted model, not a curated record. Gene Ontology annotation, molecular function: structural molecule activity; protein binding. Lineage: Eukaryota; Metazoa; Chordata; Mammalia; Rodentia; Sciuridae. Gene Ontology annotation, cellular component: endoplasmic reticulum exit site; COPII vesicle coat.
UGUUAGUUUUCUGCCACCUACAGGACAGACAAUGAAGCUGAAGGAACUUGAGCGGCCAGCUGUCCAAGUGUGGAGCCCAGCCAGUCAGUAUCCUGUGUAUCUGGCCACAGGAACAUCUGCCCAACAGCUAGAUGCCUCCUUUAGCACAAAUGGCACAUUGGAAAUCUUUGAGGUUGAUUUCAGGGAUCCUUCUAUGGACUUGAAACAAAAAGGAGUCCUUUCUGCCUCGAGCAGGUUUCACAAGCUGAUCUGGGGAAGCUUUGACAAUGGGCUUCUGGAAAGCUCCGGGGUUAUUGCAGGUGGUGGAGACAAUGGCAUGCUUACUCUGUACAAUGUGACCCACAUCCUGUCUUCUGGAAAGGAGCCUGUGAUUGCCCAGAGACAGAAGCACACAGGAGCUGUCAGAGCCCUUGACUUUAAUCCUUUCCAGGACAACCUGCUGGCCUCAGGGGCAAGUAAUUCUGAAAUAUUCAUUUGGGAUUUGAAUAAUCUGAGCGUUCCAAUGACCCCAGGAUGUAAGUCACAGCAGCCCUUAGAAGACGUCAAGGCACUCUCUUGGAACCGGCAAGUCCAGCACAUUCUGUCUUCUGCUCAUCCCAGUGGCAAGGCAGUUGUAUGGGAUCUCAGGAAGAAUGAACCUAUCAUCAAAGUCAGUGAUCAUAGCAGCAGGAUGCAUUGCUCGGGCCUGGCCUGGCACCCAGACAUAGCUACCCAGUUAGUGCUGUGCUCAGAAGACGACCGUCUCCCAGUGAUUCAGUUGUGGGACUUACGUUUUGCCUCCUCACCCCUGAAGGUGCUAGAGAGCCACAGCAGGGGAAUUUUGUCAGUGUCAUGGAGCCAAGCUGAUGCUGAGCUGCUGCUCAGUAGUUCCAAGGACAACCAGAUCUUGUGCUGGAACCUUGGGAACAGUGAGGUGGUGUAUAAGCUACCCACACAGAGCAGCUGGUGCUUAGAUGUUCAAUGGUGCCCUCGGAACCCUCCAGUGUUCUCUGCUGCCUCCUUUGAUGGCUGGAUCAGUUUGUACUCUGUCAUGGGCAGGAGCUGGGAAAUCCAACACAUGGUACAGGCUGACAAGAUCUCCUCUUCCUUCAGCAAAGGCCAGCCUCUUCCACCAUUGCAGGUACCAGAGCAUGUGGCCCAAGCAUCAUUGAUACCUCCCUUGAAAAAGCCCCCAAAAUGGAUUAGAAGGCCAGCAGGUGUUUCAUUUGCUUUUGGGGGGAAGCUGGUCACUUUUGGCCUUUCCAGUACCCCUUCCCAGAAGUUGCCACAGCCUUGUCCCCGCCUUGUCUUCAUCAGUCAAGUCAUUACAGAAUCUGAAUUCCUGAUGAGGUCACUUGAGCUUCAGGAGGCCUUGGGAUCAGGAAAUCUCAUGAAAUAUUGUCAGAACAAGAGCCAGCAGGCUUUGCUGCCAUGUGAAAAGAUGCUCUGGCAGUUCCUGAAGGUGACUUUAGAGCAAGACUCAAGAAUGAAAUUCCUAAAGCUUUUAGGAUACAAUAAAGAUGAGCUUCUAGAGAAGGUGACCACAUGGUUGAAGAGGGACUUGGGGCCAGCAGAGAGUCCUCAGCCCAAGAAAGAUAACUUUAACAGUAACAGACAACAAGUCUUCUGCAGCCAGGCCUCCAAACAUACUACAGAGGAUGCCUCUGCAUCCUCAGCCUUCUUUGAUGAGCUGGUUCCUCAGAAUAUGACCCCAUGGGAGAUCCCCAUCACAGAAGACACUGAUGGACUCCUGAGCCAGGCCCUGCUGCUUGGGGAACUGAGUUCUGCUGUGGAGCUGUGUCUGAAGGAAGAGCGUUUUGCUGAUGCUAUCAUCUUGGCUCAGGCUGGGGGCACAGAUCUGUUGAAACGGACACAGGAGCGCUAUUUGGCCAAGAGGCAAACCAAAAUUUCCUCGCUUCUAUCCUGUGUUGUACAGAAGAACUGGAAGGAUCUGGUGUGUUCCUGUAGCCUGAAGAACUGGAGAGAGGCACUGGCCUUACUGUUAACAUACUCAGGGCCAGAGAAAUUCCCUGAGCUCUGUGACAUGCUGGGGACUCGCAUGGAGCAGGAGGGUGGCAGGGCAUUAACCUCUGAAGCUACACUCUGUUAUGUGUGCUCAGGGAAUGUGGAACAGCUAGUAGAGUGCUGGGCAAAAGGCCACCAGGCCUCAUCCCCCAUGGCUCUGCAGGACCUGAUAGAGAAGGUAAUGGUCCUUAACAGGAGCUUGGAACUUCAGCAGGCUCCUAAUGGGAUAAGCCCAGGCCCUACCACAACCUACAGGAUCACCCAGUAUGCCAACCUCCUGGCAGCUCAGGGCAGCCUUGCCACUGCCAUGAGCUUUUUACCCAAUGACUGUGCUCAGCCACCAGUUCAGCAGCUAAGAGAUCGGCUUUUUCAUGCCCAAGGUUCUGCUGUCCUGGGUCAACAGUCCCCCCCUUUUCCCUUUCCCUGGGUUGUUGUGGGAGCUACCACCCGCUUCAAAGAGACAUCAUCUUACAGAUUGGGAUCCCAGCCUUCUCACCAGGUUCCAAGUCCAUCUUCAAGGCCUACGGACACAUUUCAGCCAUCACUAGUAAUGCCCUUGACACCCUCCUAUCAUAUCCCCUGUCAGAGCUCCAGGAUGAAGACUAUAAGUGACUACAGGACACCUGAACCCCAGGCAAUCCAGCCUUUGCCUUUGGGCCCUGGGGUCAGGCCUGCUUUAUCUCAGCUGCAACUAUUAGGAGGACAAAGGGCUCCACCCUCAAACCCUGUGAGAUUCCCUGGAACAUGGCCUGUUUCUGGUCUUCCUCCACUCAUGGCAGCCCCAGACAUCAUGGUGCCUGGCUCUACUUCUCUGUCUGAGACUCCUAGACUACUCCCUCUGCCUUCUGUGAGACCACCAGGUCCUAGCCCUCUGAGCUCCCAGCUCCUGGCCCCUCCUGCCUACUCUCCUGUAACUUACCCUCCCGGAGGGCCAGGUGCUCCAUGCUCUAGCUCUCUCUCAAGUGCUAGCAUCUUGACCCCUCAUCAAGGACCUCAAAAUUCGUGGAAAAAUGUUCCUACCCCUCAAGGAAAUCUCCAGAGGAAAAAGCUCCCGGAGGUAUUUAUGCCUCUAGCACCAAUUACUGCUCCAGUUAGGAGCCUUAUCCCUGAGCCACAACGGGUCCUUCCAUCACAGACCCCCAUUUCCAGUGUGAAUCAUGCUCCCCCUGGAGCUCCAGGAGAACUCAGCCUACAGCAACGUCAGCAACCACCUCCUAAGAUGAUAGAAAGAAAGGCACUGCCCCCAGAGCAUCAGUCCUUGAAGACCAGCUUUGAGGCACUUCUCCAGCACUGCUCCCUUUCUGCAACUGACUUAAAGACAAAAAGGAAGCUGGAUGAGGCUGCCCAACGUCUAGAAGGUCUAUAUGAGAAACUCUGUGAGGGGACGCUCUCACCUCAUGUCCUGGCUGGGCUACAUGAAGUUGCCCGAUGUGUGGAUGCAGGAAGCUUUGAGCAGGGCCUCGCAGUGCACGCCCAGGUGGUGGGCUAUAGCAGCUUCAGCGAAGUGUCCAGCUUCAUGCCUAUCCUGAAGGCUGUCCUCACCAUUGCACACAAGCUGCAGGGCUAAGCCAGUCAGCCUCUCUUGCCAAGAGGCCACUUCUGUAUUACUUAACUACCCCCCCGCCCCGCAGAGAAGAAAAAUUGUGCAACAGAUUCUGUUUGUUUUUCCCCACUUUCUUCCCUUGCUGCCAGGUAUAUGAUGCUGUGGACUUGGCUCCAAACCAUCUGAGUUCCUGUUUUGUUUUUUUUUACCCCUUUAUGCCUGACCACCUCCUGUCUAUCCAAAACACUCAGCGCUGGAGGCAGGACAUAGAGCCAGGUCUUACUUUCCCUAAUAUAGUUUUCUGACAGGACCUAGGCCAUGAGGUCUUCUCCCCCAGGGAUAUUCUGUUCGAGUGGCUUGUGAUAGGGUGAACAGGGUCAUUACUUCCAAUUCUACCUCUACUGUGACCUAUCUUGGGAAUCUUUUGUUUUUCCCUUCUGAGGUUUGUGAGCCUGACCUUACCUUCUCCUUGCCUCUGAUUUUAUAUUUCCAGAUCCAUAUUCCCUUGUAGCCCCAGCAGCUGGGGACAAGUUGGGUGCUGUUUACCAUUCAAACAAGUCAUAGACAUGAGGGUUUGCAGUUGAACAGAACCAAGAGAGGAAGUUCUAGUCUUUUAAAAAUGGAACCUGUCAUGUGCCAGCAUUUUUUAAGGGUAAGCAAAGUUAAGGAGCAGGCAGAAGGGGUGAACUGCCUUUUGCUGGGAGCUAUCUUAGGCUAUGAGAUAGGAGCAGAGGGACAACAGCCUACAAAGGAAUGGUCUUCAACUCCACAUUUGAGCCUGGCCCAAGGACUUAAGCUAUUCAUUCUGUGAUUAUAAGCCCUAUUCUGGAAUAGGAACCAUAUUAACAAAAGAUGUCUUCUAGCCCUGCUCCUCAAGGGUUGGGAUUCUUCUUCCCCUCAGCCACCAUAUAUCUCAGGGCUUCCUUCUCUGGCUGCAUUUUCAUGGUAGGAAUUCUGCAUUUGAUGUAUGAUAUAUUUAAUAAUGCAAUAAAGCUGCUUUGAUUUGGUUUGCUCA